This is a messenger RNA of Annulohypoxylon truncatum, 546 nucleotides long. RefSeq names its product marvel domain-containing protein. NCBI's taxonomy places the organism in Eukaryota, Fungi, Ascomycota, Sordariomycetes, Xylariales, Hypoxylaceae. The record is from RefSeq and is a predicted model, not a curated record. The transcript is spliced from 3 exons. Gene Ontology annotation, biological process: eisosome assembly; protein localization to plasma membrane. The coding region runs from base 1 to 546 and encodes 181 amino acids. Gene Ontology annotation, cellular component: plasma membrane; eisosome.
AUGCUGAAGAUCGCGGCAUUGGCUGUGAGAGCCUUUCUGCUCCUCUUCGGAGCAGUUGUCCUAGGUCUCUCGGUCACCCUCGCAAAACAACAAAAGGUCGGCUCGCCUCCCUCGGAAACUUCGUUCGGCAGCUUCGUAGGCGCAUUUGGCGUCCUGAUCUCCCUCAUUGGCUUUGGAGCGUUCUUCAUCGAGAAGAUUCCCGCCUUUAUAGUGAUGGCUGCGGACGGUCUCGCGACAGCUCUCUAUCUCGCUGGCGCUAUUGCUCUGACUGUUGCGCUGAAGCCUGUACCUAGUUGUACAUCUGACGAUGAUGAGGCCCGCUACCAGCGGUUCGAGAAUAAACUCUUAAAUGGCGGGUGUCAGGAUGUCGCAGGGAAUCAGAUCUGUCCGGGGAUUCCUGACCAGAGCGUGUUGAAUGGUCGCUGCCAGCGAGUCCAGGCCGACUAUGUAUUCGAAUACUUGGCCUUCAUCUUCGGUGUCGCUAUCAUUGCUUUAAGUUUCGUCCAUCACAGGAGUGGAGGUAGCAGAAGCGCCGCAUAUGUUUGA